UCUCGCCCUCAUCUUCCCUCCCACUCUAUGCUAGUGUGUGAAUAGCUCUCUCUCUUUCUACCCCUCGCAAGCACGCACUCUGUCAGUGGAGGAGAUGGUUUCGAAACCCAGCUGUAGCUGAAAGUGAUCGCCUCCUUGAGCAUAUCCAUCUAAGAGGAUUGUGCCCUUUUUCUGUUCGUACCACUUUUUUUCAUUGUUCUGAACCUGUAGGAUUUUUAUUAUCUGCCACUCAGGUUUGCGAUAUAGUAAGUGUUCCGCUGAAGAAUAACUGAAGUUUUUCUUACAUGGCUGAAGCACCUGACUAUGACUUAUUUGCGCUUUUUAUAUUGACGUGAUCUGUGUGUCCUAACACACAUAGCACAGCUUAAGUCAUUUAUUUUUUGUCUACUGGAAUUGUUUCAUUUUGCUAUACAAGGAUUUCUUGCUGACAACGUGGUAGGAAUCCAGGAGUAAACUCUUAGGAGAAACCAUGAGUUGGACUCAUUAUAAAUGCUAAACGUCUGUUUGCUUGGAGCUACGCCAUCUGAGGAAUCCAAUCAAGAGAUGACCACUGUGUCAAUGGAGCCCAUAGUGGCGAUGGUGGAGAAGGUUUCCAAUGUCACUGAGCUUCCAGUAGAAGCUUCUACUGAAGACAUGGCUGCCACUUUCACCAUUGGCACCAUCCUGUCCCUAAUGUGUCUGGUGGGUGUGUCUGGAAAUAUCUACACUCUCGUGGUCAUGUGCCACUCCAUGCGCUCGGCUGCCUCUAUGUACAUCUACAUCAUCAACCUGGCACUAGCUGAUCUGCUUUACUUACUCACGAUUCCAUUUGUGGUAUGCACACAUUUCCUGAAGGGCUGGUACUUUGGAGACGCUGGAUGUCGGAUCCUCAUCAGCAUGGACUUCCUUACAAUGCAUGCCAGCAUUUUUACCCUGACUGUCAUGAGCACAGAACGUUACUUUGCCGUCCUCAAGCCUCUGGAUACAGUCAAACGCUCUAAGAGCUACCGAAAAGCAAUCGCCCUCUUGGUGUGGACGGCCUCAUUGAUUCUCACCUUACCCAUGAUCAUCAGCGUCCAGCUGAUGACGGCAAGCUCCAAGCCAAUGUGUCAACCCACCUUGAGCCCUCUCUCAUAUAAAAUUUACAUCUCCUUUCUCUUUGGCACCAGCAUCGUGGCUCCAGGGGUGAUAAUCGGGUACCUGUACAUAUGCCUGGCACGAACCUACUGGAUUUCCCAAACGAUGACGUUCAAGCAGACCAAGAAGCUCCCAAACCAGAAGGUGCUAUAUCUGAUCUUCACUAUCGUGCUCCUGUUCUGGGCCUGCUUCCUGCCUUUCUGGAUCUGGCAGCUUCUAGGUCAGUUUCAGCCCGAGCUGGAUCUCUCCACCAAGGCCAAGCGGAACAUUAACUAUCUGACCACCUGUCUGACCUACAGCAACAGUUGCAUCAAUCCGUUCCUCUACACCCUGCUCACCAAGAACUACAAGGAGUACCUCCGCAAGAGACAGAGGACGUGGACGGCUGGCAGCUACCUCAACCGGCGGAACCGCUUUCAGCGUUCGCCCCGACGUUCCUUGUCCUCCAGUAGCCAGCAGUGCACGGAGAGCUUUGUCCUCACGCAUACUUCUCGCACCAACAACAGCAGCCUUUGAGGGAUAGAUGACUGUCUGGGGCAAGACAAGAGCAAAGCAAGUCAAGACGGCUGGUAUCUCUCUCCUCCAAACAGAAGAGGGAGACCAAAGGAGGAGUACAGCGGGCAAGAGAAGAAAAGCAAGUCACUGCAUGAGGAGUAUUCCCACGUGAAGAGGCCAAUGUGGGGUUGGAGUCAUCUCCAUCUCACCUGUUGAUUCGUUUCGAUCUUGGAUGACUUUUAAGAGGGAAAAACCAAUUCCCAGUUCAUCUGUUUUCUCAAACUCUGGGCUAUUAUGACUGUGAACUGGGAAUAAUAUAUAUUUUUUUUUUUAUCAUCCGUCAAACUUUGUCACCAAGGACCAAAUUUCAAAGCAGGGUGAUAACCAAGAGAAAAAUGUGACAACUUUCAUCUCCCCUUUCCCAAGUGACUCAGUUUGAUGAGAGUCAUUUCCUUCAAAUAACUGCAAGAGUAGCUAUCAGAAUCCUUCCGAACAUAACUGCUGCAAAAGAUGACAUCAAAAAGGAAGCGUAUUUCCUAGUACGAAAUCUGUUUCUCUCAUAUUUAUGAAAGAGUCUUGCUCUAUUUGAUCUCAGGGGCCGCAUUUGACAUGAAGCUAUUCUAUUUGAUUUGUCUUUGAUGAUUUGAUGAUCUUCACUGUAGGGUACUAAGUGGCAAUGCAGCCAUGGAAAGCCUUCCAGAACACUGCGGGAAGGACUUCCGAGUACCCUUUUAUUUUUCAGAACGCUGUAUUCCAUUCCCCGGGCCUGUCAAAUGGAUUCUCUCUGAUCCUGAUAGUCCAUUGAGGAUUCUGUCUCCUCCAUCCUAUUUCCUUGAGGCCAACAAGACUGGAGGUUUUACGUUGACCUCAGACUGACCUGAGAGCUGUUUCUCCAAACAACAAUGCAGAGGAUGCUUGGCUUUGACUUCUAAUGAGUUAGACAUUUAUACUUUCCAUACUGACAAGUCAGUACCCAUCCAUAUGGAAUGUCCGUACAGAUACAGGAUACACACAAUGUGCACAAAAUGAGCAUUGCAGAGUGAAACUGACCAACUUGGAAACUUCAAUUUCAUAACUCCAAAGAAACAGAUUAUUUAUCUUAAUGCACAAUGGUGAAAUGGCGCUUAUUAUUGUUGGACUCUGUAUUUGUUUUACACAAAAGAUAAACAGGAAAGUACUGCCCAAAGUCUGUAUGUUGCUUUGGUUUGUUGAAUCUGAGUCAAAAUGCCUAUUUUGUUUUUGUACAGAGAGCUCAAAUAUACUUGGUAACACGUUAUAAUAAGGGUCAAUUUGUUCAAAGUGUUUCACA
Sinocyclocheilus anshuiensis is the source of this 2920-nucleotide messenger RNA. Its product is annotated as urotensin-2 receptor-like. The record is from RefSeq and is a predicted model, not a curated record. Gene Ontology annotation, cellular component: plasma membrane. Lineage: Eukaryota; Metazoa; Chordata; Actinopteri; Cypriniformes; Cyprinidae. Bases 490 to 1632 code for a protein of 380 amino acids. Gene Ontology annotation, biological process: regulation of blood pressure; blood vessel diameter maintenance; neuropeptide signaling pathway. The transcript is spliced from 3 exons. Gene Ontology annotation, molecular function: urotensin II receptor activity.